AUCCCGGUGAGAGUGCAGGAGGAGGAGGGAGAGAUGUCUAGAAAGAUCUAAGCAUUUCACUGUCCUCUGUUGCUCAGUUGUGCUUUUUCUGUGGAAGGGAGAGUCCGCAAGCUAUUAUGGCUCAGGCUAAAAUCCAGGCAAAGGCAGCCACCGAAGGGCACAAUGCAGGCAAGUUCUGCCGCUCUGUCUCUAUGGCAGCUCGAUCCAACCACCUGUUAGAGAUUUUGGACGAUCUGGAAGUCAGGGUCCAAGCCUUUCGUGAUGCAGCCUCUGCCCUAGAGCUGGAGAGGGAGUCUCUGAUAGAAAAGAUUCACAGCGUGCAGAACAGUCAUGACAUAAGGACGAUCAGUGAUGGGGAGAGAGAAGAACUACUUGUAACAGCUGAACGUCUAAUGGGCCGCACCCUUACUGUUGCAGUAGCUGUAGAAACCAUUAGAAACCCCCAACAGGAAUCCUCUCUACAACAGGCCAGCAUGAUUAUUGAUGAAAUUUUGAAAAAAGUCAUGGACAACCUGGAAAAUGGCAGGAAACAGUUAAUGGGACUGUAUGGAGCUUGUAGCUCGGAAGUUCCAGCAGGACCAGUAGACCAGAAGUUUCAGUCCAUAAUUAUUGGAUGUGCAAUAGAGGACCAAAAAAGAAUAAAAAGAAGGCUGGAGACCCUUAUCCGGAAUAUAGACAACUCGGAGAAGUCAAUCACGUUGCUUGAGCAGCAGAGGCAGAAAUCUGCUUUUAGUUUGAUUCACACCAAGAACCUGUAAAUCUCCGGACUGACCCUCUACUUUUUCUUUUGCAAGGAUAUUGCAAGAACUGCAAACAGGAAGAUAGACAUUUAAAUGGUAUAAAUCUACUGAUACCAUAUUUAAAUUCACCUUUAAUUAAAUGUUCACAUAUCAUU
Molecule: messenger RNA, 895 nt
Organism: Xenopus tropicalis (tropical clawed frog)
Lineage: Eukaryota; Metazoa; Chordata; Amphibia; Anura; Pipidae
Gene: bag2
Product: BAG cochaperone 2
Exons: 3
Coding region: 117-758 (213 amino acids)
Molecular function (GO): protein-folding chaperone binding; adenyl-nucleotide exchange factor activity
Source: RefSeq, marked provisional